Molecule: messenger RNA, 5435 nt
Organism: Odontomachus brunneus
Lineage: Eukaryota; Metazoa; Arthropoda; Insecta; Hymenoptera; Formicidae
Product: zinc finger protein 628
Exons: 1
Coding region: 786-1403 (205 amino acids)
Source: RefSeq, a predicted model, not a curated record
AAGAUGGAGAGAGAGGGGGAGAGAGAGAGAGAGAGAGACAGAGGGAGAGAGGAAGGAUUUCGUUUAGUCGCAAUACGUGCUUACAGUAGUGUCGAGAGAACGAGCUUGCCUGUUCUUUCUUUAAUUUUUUUCUUUUUUUACCGAAAACUUAGAUGCAUUAGAGAGAAUUAGUCGCGAGAGAGAAAGCCAACGAAGGGAGCACGACGCGAAGCGAAAGGAUAUACUUUUUUUUGUCCGUCAGAAAUUGUCACGGCGCUUGUAUGUUUUACAAACGACACGAUGCGCGGUGUGCAUAUAUAUACUAUAUACACACACAUAUAUAUAUAUAUAUAUAUAUAUAUAUAUAUAUAUACAUAUAUGAAUAUAUUGUGUAUAUAUGUACAUAUAUAUAUACAUACAUAUAUCUAUAUAAUAUACACAUAUAUACAUAUAUGUAACAUAUGUCAGUAACUGUGUAUUCUGUGGAUCGAGUAGUGCCGGGCUUUGUCGCGUUAUUACGUUAUAUAUAGCAGCACAAUCCAUCUAGUAUCGUAUCGUCGGGAUACUUUCGGAAAUAGAUUAAAGAGAGAAAUAUCUAAAAAAAAAGAGAGAAAAAUAAAAUUGUAACGUAAAGUAGAAGAAAGUAAAAAGAAAGAAGAAGAGAGAGAGAGAUAAGAGAGAAAAAAUGUGAGAGAAAAGAUGAGAGAGAGAGAGAGAGAGAAGAUGAGAAAGAGAGAGAGAGAGAGGGAGAGAGAGAGGAGUUUUUCCGCGGGGUUAGAGAGCGCCGGAGGGAAUACAAGAAGUUGAUGUUCUUGUUUGUUUGGUUGCAGGAGUUGAUGGGUGUGGAUGAGCGGGUGUAUGCGUGCAUGUACUGCGGUGCCUCGUUCCUCCACCAGAGCAAGCUGACGCGGCACAUCCUCUCGCACAGCCUCGAGUCGCUCAAGUACCGCGAGCAGGCGGCCCACCUGCAGCUGCAGGCUCAGCUGGGCCUCGAGCCCGGCAUGCACCUGCCGCCGGAGGCCCACUACCCCGCCGCGGGUACGAUCGAGCCGAUGGACUUCGAGCUCGCGGCCCACUCGGAUCCGACCUCCGGCGUCGUCCUCUGCAAGUUCUGCGGCAAGUCCUUCCCGGACGUCGGCUCGCUGAUCGCCCACCUACCGGCGCACACCGGCGAUCGGCCGUUCAAGUGCGAGUUCUGCGGCAAGGCGUUCAAGCUGCGCCACCACAUGAAGGAUCACUGUCGCGUGCACACCGGCGAGCGGCCGUUCCGGUGUACGCUGUGCGGCAAGACCUUCUCGAGGUCGACGAUACUCAAGGCCCACGAAAAGACACAUUACCCCAAGUAUGUGCGCAAGUUCCUGUCCCCGAGCCCCGUGGACCCCUCCGAGGAAGAGGCUCCGCCGCCGCCACCACCGCAUCAUUGAGUUCGCCUUAGCCUCAGCAGAGAUCGCCGCGCCAUCACCGGUGCCGACGAUGACGACGACGACGACGACGACGACGACGAUGAUGACGAUGGCGACGACAACAACGACGAUCGCGAUGGACCCGGUGGGCUUCUACGCGUCCGCGUCGUUGUCGUUGAUCGCGCCAACGGGCCGACGACGGCGGUAUUGUCCACGCUUCCGGUACCGCCGCCGUCGUCACCGCUGCCACCGCCGUCACCGUCGCCAUUGACGUCGCCGCUGCCGCCGCCGUGGAUGCCGUCGCCGUCGCGACCGCGACAGCGACGCGUCCCUACGACGUUUUUCUGCAUCCGCACCCCCGGUACCCGUCUCCUCUCGUCCACCUGCUGCUGAUCGCGCGCGUAGCGACGCGCCGCGACACGCCCGCGGACCGUGACGCGCGACUCUCCCCGCGUUACGCGGUCCGAAUCGAGCGACGGGGCAAGAUAAGCUGGCGGUAUUUCUAGUUAGUCCUGUGAUUUUGGUUAGGAUGGUUGGUAAAUGCGUGUUCAGGGGGAGGGACACGUUAAAACGAGCUCCCUCGUUUAAUCAGUGCUUUAAGACGAAACGUUUAGCUUAUUAUAUACAUAUAAAUAUAAAUAUAUAUAGAUAUAUAUAUAAAUUAUAUAUACGUAUAUAUAUAUCGAUAAAUUAUUGAAGGUAUAUAUAUACAUAUACACACACACACGAGCGAGAUGGGGUUAGUGAAAGGAAGAGAGCGUAAAAAAAUGGGAGGGUAUAAGCGGGCAUAGCGAAACGGAACGAGAGGUUAAACGGGGUGGAGGCGAAAGGAAAUUUGAGUCGCCACGGUUGGUGCUUUUAAGAGAUUUUGAUAAAAUGCUGUGAAUAUUAUAUUGAUUACGAUUAACUAUAAAUUAUUGUAAUAAUGUACUGACAUUGUACGCGAUGUACGAUGCGACUGUUGUUGAUACGAUUGAGAAUAUUUUAUACAGUUGACACGGGGGGUGGGAAUAGAACGCGCGCCGACGAUACAGACACGACCGAAGCCGAGGGUGGGUGGGGAAGGGGAUAGGGAGGAAACGUCCACUUAGCAAAAUUCGACGCAGUGCAAUUCGAUUCGGUGGACAGGUAUAUGAAUCCGUAAUAGAGAAAGAGCGAGUGAGAGUAAGAGAAUGUGAGAAAGAGGGAGAGACAGAAAGAGAGAGAGAAAGAAAGAGUACUAUGUGUCUCUAUGUGUGUGUGUGUGUGUGUGUGUGUGUGUUUGCUUGUUUGUACGAAGGAGAGAGAAAGAGUGAGGUCCAUAUUAGUAAUUGUCACCCGAAAUUGUCUCAUGUGAGAUGCUCAGAUCUUUAUUCAGAGUUAGAUUCAAGAUUUUCAGUUGAAUUAUACGAUAUAUGUGACAUUUGUAUCUGUAAUCGCGAUUCAACCGAAAAACUCUCACCUAAUUCUGAAUUAAAAUAUCAUUAUGUUGCUUAUGAGACAAGUUUCAAGUAAUAAUUUCAAUUAAUAUGGGCCUAUAAGAGCGAACAAGAGAGAGAGAGAGAAAGAAAGAAUGAAUGAAUGAAUGAGUGAGUGAGUGAGUGAGUGAGUGAGUGAGUGAGUGAGUGAAUUUAUUUAUUACGAGUGCGCUGGCGUUAUUGGCUUCGUCGAGUAACUUUCGUUCCUGACUUUGAUCGGCGACAACAUCUUCGCGCUAAUCGUCGCGAGUCGACUGUUCGCGGACGUCCGAUGCGCGAGUCGCCGCGCGUCGCCAAACGGUAAAUCCAACCUCUCUCUCGCGCGCGCGUCGUCAGAACGCCUCGCGUUCCGUCUGCGGAGAUCUCGCAUAUCGCACUCAUAGACUCACAAAGGCAGACCGCUCAUUCUUGAGGCGGCUGAAGCCAAGAGUAAAGGACAGAGAUACGCUGAGUAAGGUUCUUUCUCUGUCACAUAGUGCUAUAGGAAGAGAGUGGUGACGUAGGAAGGGAUGAUGUAGGGGAAGCAAAGGAGAGGGAGUACGCAUUGACCAUAUAAUCGCUUCUCCUCCUUCGUUCUCCCCAUUAACUAGACAAUUAGACGAGGAAAGCAUCUUACUCGCUAUUGCUCUCUCUUAUUAAUACUGACUCCAGCCCUCCAAUGGGAAUGCACCGUCUAUCUCUAUAAGUUUAUGAUCUCCCCUCCAGAGAGUACGUCCUCCGCAGCGCGUUUCCGUGACGUUUUCGCGCGCGCGGUCGAAUGUUCCCGCGGUUGCCAUCGCGUAGUCUCCCUCGGAUCCGGCGUCCUGGAACGGGCCGAGGGUACGCGACGACGCGCGGUGGCCAUUGAAGACAGUGCAAUACCUGACUAUACACACACACCGCGCAUUAUACUUUUUACUUGUAGUCCGAUUCUUAUUUAACUUGCGUUCUCAUAAGGUAGUUAGAUAGCCCAAUCGCGUCAACUCGGUCUCCGGGUGAUACACGUUUGUUCGUUUCGUUCCAUGCGCCUUCGUCUUUAAUUUAUUUAUAGUCCUCAGGGCAAACGGGGAUAUACUUGGACGCGCGCGUGCUCUUGGAAGGAACACCGUGAGACCGUGAGUGACCAUUCGCGCGGCGCGACUAGCCUCUCCCGAUGGUCGCCAGGAUAUAUCGACAGUCCCGUCUCGAAUCGCAAAGCUCAAUGCGCAAAGGCCCGCAUAGAACAUUUCUUGGGAUCUCCUUGGCAUCCAGUCCGACUCCUCAAAAUAAUUAUGGGUUCUGGUUAGAAGUGUAAUAUUUCAAACAUUGACCCCCAAAGUUUUCCCAACAUUCUUCCUCUGUUCCUCGUUUUACACUAGAAUUGAGCAAAACAUGUGCCAACUUUUUAAGUAAUUUUAUUAUCCAGGAAAAUACUCAAACUAUUUCAGAAAAUUUUAUUUUUUCAAUCUUUUAUUCUCUGUUGCAUACAACAGAUGAUACAAAAAUAGGUUUCUCUGUUUUGAUAAAAGUAAACCGAUGUUAUCGACUCGAAAAAAAAGCGAGUUUCCAUAAUAUUUCUGUUUCGAUUCUAAUCAGAAAACCCAUGUUUGGACAAAAAUGGGAUUCCCAAUUGUGGGAAUCCCACAAAGGGGAAAAGGGUGAGAUAACCAACUUUGGGGGAAAAAAUUUGGGCAUUCUAAUCGGAACCUGUAUUGUAUCUGAGAAAAUCUUGGGAAAUUUCUAUGUGGGGCUCCGCGGUAGGAAUCGACACAACACAGCGAGGUUUGCGACGAGAAGGCUCGUUCGUGGAACAAAUGUUCAGCGAUAGUCCCGCUGACGUACCGAAGUGUGGCUUGAAAAUUCAUCAUUUAUUCGCACGACUCUUUGAAGUUCCAACGAUUGUAGUCGUCCCGGUAAUCGAGUCCCAAGUCGGUCGCGAUUAUCGCAUCGUCGAGAGACCCCUUUUCCCGAUCAUUCGUGAUUCACGAUGACACCGCGUGGAACUUCCCGCAGAGGGAAUGAAGAGCAAGAUCAGCCGCGUUUCCGUCCGCGAAUGUCAGCACGCCUCCAUCUACACGGUGACCUCGCGUUUUGCGUGUACGAUCGAGUGACGACACGAGAACCAGUAUUCGAGAUACUUUUGUUUUCCUAUUAGGUAAGGUAAGAUAAUAAUUUAGCACGCACAGGGCGGCCUGUGCGAGGCGAUGUUUCUUGUGUUCUCUCUCUCUCUCUCUCUCUCUCUCUCUCUCUCUCUCUCGAAAGGAAAAAAAAAAAGAAAGAACGGUGCGACCGUUCAUCGUCGUUGGCAAUGCCGACGUCGUCAUCGCCGUCGCCGUUGUCGUCAGUGGCGGUCCGAUUCCUCGUAGACGAAGGUACAAAGCGUAAUUUCCCCAUUGAUUUCUCGCCGGGCAAUUUAAUUCGGCUACACGCGAGCGCAUGAGGACGAAAAACAGGCGCGUCUUCGGGACCCUCGCGGUAAACACUAUCGUGGCCGGGGCAAUUGCACGCGAUUGCGAGCGACGAGCAAACGAGUUCUUUUCCCCGUCUCUUCCUUUAAGCGAUUCGGCGAGCGCAUUGUAUAUUUAGCAGCCACUUACUUUCCAUCGUUCUCCUCGCAAGAGCUCUCCCUCCCUCCCCC